UUGUUCGGACGACGAAAUCCAGAGCGAGCGACGCGGCCAAUGGCGCACCACCACCACGCCACUGACUAAUCGAUGGCCGGCUGUCGCUAGCGCCAUUGACGUCCCUCUCUCCUCCGCUCGCGUGGCUGGCUACAAACCAAACCCCCGCCGAGCCGGCGCCCAGGGAACAAUGCGCUGAGCAUCAUCUCCGGCCUCCUCCUCCUCCUCUUCUUUCACCAACCCACCCACACCGACCCGUCAGUGGCCAGCAGUAGUCACCAUGGGAGAAGCGGUGGCCGCGGCGGAGGACGCCCUGAAGAAGGAGGGGGCGGUGGUGGUGCCGGCGCCGCGGCCGAGCAAGGGCGUGGCGUCCUGGGCGGUGGACCUGCUGGAGCGCCUCGCCGUCCGCCUCGGCCACGACAAGGCCAAGCCGCUCCACUGGCUCUCCGGCAACUUCGCCCCCGUCCGCGACGAGACCCCGCCCGCCGCCGGCCUCCCCGUCCGCGGCCACCUCCCGGAGUGCUUGAAUGGAGAGUUUGUCAGGGUGGGGCCUAAUCCGAAGUUUGUCCCUGUUGCAGGCUAUCACUGGUUUGAUGGAGAUGGAAUGAUCCAUGCAAUGCGUAUUAAAGAUGGCAAAGCUACAUAUGUAUCAAGAUACGUGAAGACUUCUCGCCUCAAGCAAGAAGAAUAUUUUGGUGGAGCAAAGUUUAUGAAGAUUGGAGAUCUAAAGGGCUUUUUUGGAUUGUUUAUGGUUCAAAUGCAAGCACUUAGGAAAAAACUGAAAAUCCUGGAUGUUACUUAUGGAUUUGGGACAGCUAAUACCGCACUUAUAUAUCAUCAUGGCAAACUACUGGCCCUGUCAGAAGCAGAUAAACCCUAUGUUGUUAAGGUCCUUGAAGAUGGAGACCUGCAAACUCUUGGGUUGUUGGAUUAUGACAAGAGGUUGAAACAUUCUUUCACUGCUCAUCCCAAGGUUGAUCCAUUUACAGAUGAAAUGUUCACCUUUGGGUACUCGCAUGAACCUCCUUAUUGUACAUACCGGGUCAUCACCAAGGAUGGAGUUAUGCUUGAUCCUGUGCCAAUAACAAUACCAGAGUCUGUAAUGAUGCAUGACUUUGCAAUCACAGAGAACUAUUCCAUAUUUAUGGACCUGCCUUUGUUGUUUCGACCAAAGGAAAUGGUGAAGAAUGGUGAAUUCAUCUACAAGUUCGACCCUACAAAGAAAGGUCGUUUCGGCAUACUCCAGCGUUAUGAAAAGGAUGAAAAAACCAUCAGAUGGUUUGAACUCCCCAAUUGCUUCAUUUUCCACAAUGCUAACGCCUGGGAAGAGGGCGACGAAGUUGUUCUGAUUACCUGCCGCCUUGAGAACCCAGAUCUGGACAAGGUGAACGGCACCCAAAACGAGAAGCUCGAGAACUUCGGGAAUGAGCUGUAUGAGAUGAGAUUCAACAUGAAAACCGGCGCUGCUUCACAGAAGCAACUGUCGGUCUCUGCUGUAGACUUUCCUCGAGUCAACGAGAGCUAUACCGGCAGAAAGCAGAGGUACGUGUACUGCACGAUACUCGACAGCAUAGCAAAGGUGACUGGCAUCAUCAAAUUUGACCUGCACGCCGAGCCAGAGAGCGGCAAGAAGCAGCUUGAAGUUGGGGGGAAUGUGAUGGGCAUAUAUGACCUGGGACCUGGUAGGUUUGGUUCAGAGGCUGUCUUUGUGCCCAAGGAGCCCGGUGUUUCUGGGGAAGAAGACGAUGGCUAUCUGAUAUUCUUUGUGCACGAUGAGAACACAGGGAAAUCUGAAGUGAAUGUGAUUGAUGCCAAGACCAUGUCUCCUGAUCCGGUGGCGGUUGUCGAGCUGCCGAACCGGGUUCCUUACGGGUUCCACGCCUUCUUUGUCAACGAGGAACAACUGGUACAUCAGCAAGCAGAGGUGUGAAGAACAGUGAUAAAAAAGACUCUGCGUGGUCUGCAUGCUGCAGAAAUAAAGGAAAGAAAGCAGUACAUAGUACAUUGGUACAAUAUAUAUAGGAUUAUUUGUACAGUGAAUUAAUCGGCACCGUGGAACGAGACUGUAAAUUUCAUACUAUAUAUGGUAUUACUUAAUAAACAUGGAUUUUCAUAUA
Molecule: messenger RNA, 2096 nt
Organism: Triticum aestivum (bread wheat)
Lineage: Eukaryota; Viridiplantae; Streptophyta; Magnoliopsida; Poales; Poaceae
Product: carotenoid 9,10(9',10')-cleavage dioxygenase
Exons: 14
Coding region: 260-1909 (549 amino acids)
Biological process (GO): carotene catabolic process
Cellular component (GO): chloroplast stroma
Molecular function (GO): carotenoid dioxygenase activity
Source: RefSeq, a predicted model, not a curated record